AGAACAGCAAUUGAAUAGAGAUGGAGAAAGUGGUGUGUUGCACCGCUCUUUUGCUGGCCUUAUAUUUUGUGCAGGAGUCCAGCUGUUUUCCACGAUCAGUUUCUAAAUCAUCCUCCAAUCUUCUGAAAGCAAAGCUGCAGAGAAAAUCUAUUUUAUCACAACCGUUGAAUGUUGCCCAUGGAAACACUGCAUUCAAACGGCAAGGCAACCCUCCGCCGCCACCACCUCCACCCCUGCCACCAAUGUCUGUAUGGGAUUUCAUAGGAAUAACAAGAGAAGACUUCAUUGAUGACCACAAAGAUAAUCUUACGUCCGAAGUAAGGACCAGUAUUACAGAGGAAAUGGAGAAUAUAGUGACAAAUAUCAAGAGGGGCAUGGAAGAAUUUGCUAGGUACUUGUCCUGCAUGGUGAUAUCAAUGUCACAGGGGACGCGUUCAGUUGAUGCUGGCGCCGAUUUAAAUGCAGUUAAAACAGAUAUCGUGGCAGAGGAAGAGGCAGAGGAGAAGGAAUUGGAUGACUUGUUUAAGUAUCUUGGACUGGAAGACGAGGAGAAAGUUUUGGACAUGGUACAAAGCUUCCCGUUACCUAGAUAUGUGAAGGACUGUCAAAAGAGUCCAAUUAUAAUGGAUAUUGGCGAUGAAGACUUCGAUGAUGUACAAGAAUUUGCUGUGUGUUCAAGACUCGCUGCUCUACAUACCGAAAAGAAAAUGGAAAGUAAUGAUGGAGACACUCUGUCCAGUUUUGUAGACAGACUUGAAGAUUUCAUUGAUGGUGUUUUCUCCUUAACACGUCUUUACUUGGACUAUGAUUUCGAUGAGGGUAGUGAAACACGGCGCAAACUGAGCGAUGAAAAACUUAGAGAAAUCAAGCGAGUCCUGGAGAAGUACCUGAGUGCACCAUUAUAUAAGAAAUAAAGAUAUUUUUUUUUCUUUCUAAGUUUCUGGAUUAAAAGAAAAACUCAUUGUGUAAUAUUCAUAUAUCAAUCAAUAUCGGAUGAUUACAAUGUUCUCUUUGUAAACAAUUUGUUACCUUCUACUCUUAAUUACUCGGUUUCUUUAUAUAUAUGCCUAUAUACUAUUUGUACCUUUCCUCAUACAUUAUAUUUAUUCAAUAAAAACAAGAUUUUCUUUAAA
Saccostrea echinata is the source of this 1133-nucleotide messenger RNA. RefSeq lists its product as uncharacterized. The record is from RefSeq and is a predicted model, not a curated record. NCBI's taxonomy places the organism in Eukaryota, Metazoa, Mollusca, Bivalvia, Ostreida, Ostreidae. The transcript is spliced from 10 exons. The coding region runs from base 21 to 914 and encodes 297 amino acids.